Messenger RNA from Lactuca sativa (garden lettuce), 720 nucleotides. RefSeq names its product chlororespiratory reduction 7 (gene CRR7). The record is from RefSeq and is a predicted model, not a curated record. Lineage: Eukaryota; Viridiplantae; Streptophyta; Magnoliopsida; Asterales; Asteraceae. Gene Ontology annotation, cellular component: chloroplast stroma.
UAGGAAACGUUCAUCUGUAUGUGUCUCUUUUCUUUUCCUAUUCGACCGGUAUUUCUGUUUGUCAGAAGGUUUAGGGAUGAUUUUAGGAAUAAAACAAAAGAUAAAGGGGUGAAAAUGUAAGUUAGAGAAUUCUUCUAUAACAUGACGUUCACCGUUCAAAAGCGUUCAUAUAUCUUUCACUUAUCUACACUCUUAGACGCCAUAGCCAUGGAAGCAACUUUGCAGAAACAGCUUUUUCCGAACCAUCUGCUAAUUUCACCAAGAACACCGUCAUUUGUCCAUCAGAAAUCGAGUUUUUCAACUCAAUUUUUGAGUUACUCCGGUUUCCCCAAAUUUCCGAUUGUGGAACGUCGUCAUAGGAACGCAAACGCAACGAAGAUUAAUGCAAGGAGAAGGAGAUCAAACAUGGAAACGGAUACGUAUGUAUUAAUGGAGCCAGGGAAGGCUGAAGAAUUUGUAGAUGAGGAAGAACUGAGAGCCAGAUUGAAGAAUUGGCUAGAAAAUUGGCCAGGCACAUCGCUUCCUCCUGAUCUUGCAAGAUUUGAAUCCAUUGAUGAUGCUGUUUCGUUCCUUGUAAAGUCAGUGUGUGAACUCGAAAUUGAUGGAGAUGUUGGCUCGAUUCAGUGGUAUGAAGUUAGUUUGGAAUGAAAUCAUUCAAGUAAUUUGCAAUUACAAUUUACAAAACAAUUAAAUGCCAUAGUUUUGCCUCCAUUCAGUUCA